AUGACUGUCAGAGCUCAGAAAUUCACACCAGAGGUAUUGCUCUCGGCACCGCGCCGGUCAGCAGGCGUACCCAAUGCCGACGGCUCUUCAGUUCUCUACACCACCAGCACAUACUCAUUCGAAACUCACGCUAAGACCGUCGAGUUGAGAUCUCUGGAUACUAAGACCCAGGAAAGUAGAUUGUUGCUGCAAGAUAACAGCAUCAGCGAGCCGCUAUGGUUGCCUGGCGAGAAGGAAGUAUACGCUUGCCUCAAGAGCGAGGACAAGGGCAAGACUUCCAUCCUCAUCUCCAUGAUCAUGGCUGGAUCUUCUUGGAAGGAGUCUACAUAUACUGCUGGGUCAAUUGAUGCUCCUGCGAGUAGCUUGAAGAUUACGCAACUUUCUGAGGACUCUUACGCUGUUGUUCUUGCCGCUCAAUCAUCCGCCGAUGGUUCGCUGUACAACUCCGGGACUGCUCCAAAGACGCAAUCGACUGGAAAGCUGUACAAGAGCUUGUUUGUCAGACAUUGGGACGACUACGUUACCCCGCAGAAGAACAGUCUGUGGUAUGCUACCCUGACCAAAGCCAAAGAUGGCAAGUUUGAGUUGAGCAAGUGGGUCAAUGCCUUGAAGGGUGCAGGUCUCGAGAGUCCUGUUCCACCUUUCGGAGGUACAGACAGCUUCGACGUCAGCAAAUCUGGUAUCAUCUUUGUCUCAAAGGACCCAAAGGCCAAUCCUGCUUUGAGCACCAAGUGCGAUGUUUACUACAUCGAGCUUUCCAGCUUCACCGAGGACCCCGCACCCAAGCCUUUCGAGUACACGACUAAAGGUUUCAAGGGUGCUAGUGCUUCUCCUGUGUUUCUUCCUGAUGCCAAGAAGGCUGUCUUUCUGAGCUUGUCUGGUGCUGGAUACGAAAGCGACAAGUCGCAGAUCUUCUUGGUUGAGGACCUGAAGAAGGACUCGGUCAAGCGUUUGUUCAAUCAAAAGACGGAGGGUUCACUGGACAAGAGCCCGCAGAAUCUUGUCUUCAGCCAUGACGGCAAGACACUAUAUUUCUCUGCCGAAGAUCAAGGUUAUGGUCGCAUCUUCGCCUUGACUUCAGACCCCACAAAUGGCGAAGUACUGCGCGCCCUCACAGACACUGGCUACGUGUCCGACAUACAUCCUUUAAGCAAUGGCGAUGUGUUCUACACCAGCAGCUCGCUCGUCGAUUACUCCUCUUACAGCAUCAUCGGAACCUCCAAGUCAGAGUCUCGAGCUGCGAAAUGGACACACUCAUCGUCCAAAGAUGGCUCUUCUCUUGGUUUGAAGGCCUCUCAAGUCUCGUCCAUCCGCACACCUGCUUCAGACACGACUGUGAACAAGACUGUACACUCUUGGGUGUACAAGCCUUCCAACUUCGAAGAAGGCAAGAAGUACCCACUCGCACUCCUCAUCCAUGGCGGACCUCAAGGAGCCUGGGGAGACUCCUGGUCAACAAGAUGGAACCCCGCUGUGUAUGCAGAGCAGGGCUACGUGGUUAUUACACCAAACAUCACCGGCUCCACAGGAUACGGUCAAGCCUUCACAGACGCCAUCAGAAAGGACUGGGGCGGCGCACCCUACAACGACCUCGUCAACGUCAUGGACUGGGUGGAGAAGAACAUGCCCGAAGUCGACAUGACCAGAACAGUAGCUCUCGGCGCCAGUUAUGGCGGAUACAUGGUCAACUGGCUGCAAGGUCAUGAUCUCGGCCGCAGGUUCAAAGCCUUGGUCUGCCACGAUGGCAUCUUCUCCUUCGCAGGCGGCCUUCUCGCAACAGAAGAACUCUACUUCCCCUUCCACGAUUUGGGCGGUACACCAUGGUACUCUCCAUCCGCAAACCAAACCACAGACGACGCAAAACAAGCAUUCGGCCAAACAUCCCUGGACGCAUGGAACAAGAACGAUCCCAGCCGCUACCUCGAUCACUGGCAAACGCCUCAACUCGUCAUCCACAACGAAAAAGACUAUCGUCUGUGUAUUUCUGAAGGACUUGCCGCUUUCAACGUCCUUCAAGCUCGCGGCAUCGACAGUCAAUUCCUCACUUUCCCUGAUGAGAAUCAUUGGGUUCUCGCGCCUGAGAAUAGUUUGGUUUGGCAUAAGGUUGUGUUGAAUUGGAUUAACAAGUAUGUUGGUCUUCCUGCUUAUUGCGAGGAUGACGAGGAGAGUGCAGACUUCUUUGGUGGAUUGAAGCAGGAUGGUGGAAAGACUGUUGAGAUGCCUGGGAUGGGCAAGCCUGAGACUUAG
This is a messenger RNA of Aureobasidium pullulans EXF-150, 2247 nucleotides long. Its product is annotated as alpha/beta-hydrolase. Lineage: Eukaryota; Fungi; Ascomycota; Dothideomycetes; Dothideales; Saccotheciaceae. The record is from RefSeq and is a predicted model, not a curated record. The transcript is spliced from 2 exons. Gene Ontology annotation, biological process: proteolysis. Bases 1 to 2247 code for a protein of 748 amino acids. Gene Ontology annotation, molecular function: serine-type endopeptidase activity.